GACGAGAUGAAAGAGGGAGGGAGUGGAGAAAGGGAGGGCCUCCUCCUGGCCCUGCGCAGGAGAACGAGCUGGAUGUCUCCUUCUCCACCGAUGCCGACUCGGCCUUGUCGGCAAUUACCUAUCUACAGGCGCGGGGCGAUGGCAGCGAGGUGGCCGUGGCACGCCCGCUCUGGAGGCCCCUCUUCGCGUGGGACGACACGCUGGCCUUCGAGGACUCUGCCACCGUUGCGGACGGGGAGGAGUGCCACGACCCGCCGCUGGAGGACGCCGACGAGGGCGCCCUGCGCGAGCUGCUCUGGCUCGCGCCGGGCGGGGCCGGCAGCGAGCACGACGGGAUGCUGACCUCGGUGCUGCGCGACGCGCUGCGGCCGCCGUCGCUGGGCCGCGCCUCCAACUCCGGCGCCAGCGCCGUCGAGGUGGCCUCGCCCGGCGUCUCCUCGAGCGGCCGGGGGGCGCGCCAGCGGUGUGGCCGAGGCUCGCCGGCCCUGGCCGCGGCCCGCAGGGCCUCGGGCGCGGCUGCGUCAGAGGCGAGCGCUUCGCAGCGCUGCUGCAGCCGCCGCGGCGCCCGCCCUCGCCGGCAGCGGCGAGCGGCGCGAGCGGCGCUGCGGCGUCCGUGCGCGGCCUCGGCGACAGCCGCGGCAGCCGCCGCUCGGGCGAGGCGCUCGUGGACCUCGCGGCGUGGGCGGCCAGGCGCCCGCGGCCCGAGCGCGUGCCGGGCGAGGCUCGGCGCGGGCCGUCGCGGUCGUUUUUCGACUGCACGUGAGAGUGACCGUUCGCCGGAGUGACCUUUUGGUGCGGGAUCAGCGGGCGCCCCCCGAUCGCCGAGCGCGAUGCGGUACAGGCGGCCCGCGCCCUCGGGUGUGGCUCCCGCUCGCCCCCGAAAGCUGCGCACCAGAGGUCGCUCUUACCCAGGGUCACUCUUACUCAGAGCGUGAAUUGCCUACCCCGCUUUCGCUUCCAGGCAAAACCAAGCCAUACCACGCGCCUCCUCGUCAAGCGGCCUGACCAGUACAGGCUGCAAUUUGGCAUCGUUUGGUAUCUCUUGGAAGCGAGG
Molecule: messenger RNA, 1054 nt
Organism: Prorocentrum cordatum
Lineage: Eukaryota; Dinophyceae; Prorocentrales; Prorocentraceae
Source: the annotation of a GenBank genome assembly